AUGAUAAAAGUUUGGACAGCAAGUGAAAUUUCUUUAAGGCAGGUAAGAACGAGACUUGACCUCAUUGAACCCUCAUUAGCAAUUUGGUCUGGAUUUAAUUACCCGUUCAUUUGGUGUGGUCUGGAAUGUCUCAAGGAACAUAACUGCGUGUCCUUACUGUACAAUUCUACAGAGAUGUCUUGUAAGCUUUUUCGAGUCAUAUACAAUGAGGAUAAAGACGGAGAUGACACUGUAAAAUAUUACAUACUGGAUAGAGGAAGAACCCGCUGGGUACCAGAGUCUUGUAAAGAUGUCGCCACUUGCUCAGGAACAACGACAGAUGGCGAGUACUGGAUAUAUCCUCAAGCAACGAACAGAAAAAGAGUGAAGAUAUUUUGUAACAACAUGUCAUCUGAUCCAUUAGAAUAUAUUACUUUAAGAAACACAAAUUCCUUCAAUGAACACGAUAAAUCGAACUGGCCAAUCAUGUGGCAGCAAUGUCAGUCUAGUUAUAUACCACCUUUGAAGAGGGCAGAUUUCCAGAAAGUUGGAAUACAAAUUCAAACAAUGGAAGUUAAUGGAUUGGACUUCACUUUUGCAUUGUUGACUGGCACGCCUACGAUAUCGUAUGGAGAAAUAAGAGACUGCAAUGGUGAAUCCUUUCGGAGCCCCUGUCCACACUUUGCAAGAGCAACCAUCAAUACUAAAGGAACCGGACUGGUUAUUGAUCCCUCUCUGACUUGGGGAGUAAUCAAGGGCCAUUACCCAGAAAUAAGAAAUUUUCAAAAAUCGACAGAUGAUUCUGAGAUAUCCUUCACCUGUGCAGGAUGGUGUGCAAGAUGUGGACCAGCAUCGGGACCCAUUAUAUUUCAAUAUCAGCUGCGGAUGCACAAGCCUUGA
This is a messenger RNA of Saccostrea echinata, 879 nucleotides long. RefSeq names its product A disintegrin and metalloproteinase with thrombospondin motifs 9-like. The record is from RefSeq and is a predicted model, not a curated record. The coding region runs from base 1 to 879 and encodes 292 amino acids. Lineage: Eukaryota; Metazoa; Mollusca; Bivalvia; Ostreida; Ostreidae. Gene Ontology annotation, molecular function: metalloendopeptidase activity; zinc ion binding. The transcript has 6 exons.